AUGUCAGUCUUUUGCAGCAGCGAUAAAUUGUAACAAGGCGAGCUGAAUUGAUUUCACAGCUAGCACUGGCAAGGCUUGAGAAAAAGUUUACACUAUUAACCAGAACGUUUGUGAGUUUUGUUACUAGGGAGGACGUAUUAUCGUUGGAAAAAUAUCAGUGCGUUUGACUUUAAUUUUCUCUUUCUGUUUGUUGUGACGCUAACGUUAGCCUAGCUAGCACAACACAGCCUCACCAAGCUAGCUGUUGCCGAGAUUUCGCCUAGACGAGCGCUUCAAAACAGCUGGAGAGAAACCCUGAAACAUGACGCAGAUCAACGGUGUCAAGUCAUGGUGUCUGGGAGUCACAUUACAGGUGAUUUUAGCUGCCAUCCUGCACCAGGGUUUCGCCACUGUAGCCCCUCCGACCACCGCUGCCCCACACAAAGACCCUGGCAGACCUGACAAAGGGAACUACCUGGUUACUGGCAGCAAUGGUACUGCCUGUUUACUGGCUUCUAUGGGUCUCCAGCUCAACGUCACUUUCAACUCCGUCUCCCAGAAUAAGACUCUGCAGGAUGUUGUAAACCUUCAGCCCAAUGCUACCAAGAGCUCUGGAUCAUGUGAGGCAGACAGCGCCUCCCUGCGACUCACAACUGAUGCUGAUAAGACAAACCUGACUUUUUUCUUUACCCUGAACACCACAUCCAAUAAGUACCACCUGAGUGAAGUGUCUUUGUCUGCUGCUUGGCCAGACAUGAAAGAACCCUUCUCGACCCACAACAACAGCCUGAACUACCUGCAGGGCACCCUUGGCUACUCCUACAUGUGCCGUGAGGAGCAAACUCUAGAUGUCACCCAGGAGUUGUCCAUCAAUACCUUCCAGCUGCAGGUGCAGCCGUUCGGUCUGAACGGGGGCCAGUUUGGAGCAGCCGAGGAGUGCCAACUGGAUGAAGACGACAUGUUGAUCCCCAUCAUUGUCGGAGCAGCUUUAGCCGGCCUCGUCCUCAUCGUGCUGCUGGCCUACCUCAUCGGCAGAAAGAGGAGCCACGCAGGCUACCAGACCAUCUGAGGUCACUUUAAUGUUUGCAGAGGCCAGAGCACUAAACCCUGCCCCCCUACUCCAGAUUAACCCCUGUUCUCUAAGACUUAACACUCCACCCUCUCUCCAUCCUCCAUCCCCCCUGCCUCUGUAUAUGCUGUUAUUCGCCCUCAUCAGUAACACUAGUCACUAUCACUCUGUGCAGAUCAAUCCGCUCUUUCUGAACUGACCUUUAGUUAAAGAAGGAGGACUUUGUCAGAGAUUGCAAUGACAUAAGGAAAACUCCAAGUAAAGAUACCUAGUAAAGUAAAGCAGGGUUUGAAUGUUGAUGAGAGGGUCUGUACGAGUUCUCAGUUAUUUUGCUCUAUUUAUGAUUUCUGUGAAAGGAUUUUUGAGGGAUUAUGGGAUUUCAGGGAAUUGCCUCUGUAGCUUUUCUUAUUGUGUUUCUGCUUUUGGGAGACCUUUAUAAGUGGUCUCGCUCUGGUUAAGGUUUGUAAUAUAAAGGGAAUAUUGUAGCUUGUUCAAUUAAAUCCCCUUCAGAGAGUUUUAUAAACAUCAGGUUGCCUCUGAAUAGCACCAAGUAUACAGGAAAAAACAUGUCGAAUUAAUCCGAACGGAGAAAUUCAAGGAGUCUCCUCUGGAAGAAAGCCGACUUAAGGAAGGAUUCAGUGUGAUGAUUUCCUCCUUUUAUUUCAACGUUACAUAACUAAUUUUGUAUGGAGACUGAAAAUGCGAAUAGGUCAACAUUUUUGGAAAAAAGCAUUCUUGCUUUCUUGCAUCGAGUUAGAAAAUAGGAUCAGUACUGCUCUUAUGUUUGCUGAAAAUGAGGAUACAGCCAGUGGAUGCUAAGGUUAGCUUAGCUCAGCACAAAGCAUGGAAACAAGUGAGGAAAACUUGCCUACCUUGGUACUGAAAUCUAGCAGGAAAACCCAAGUAUGCACACAACAUGUUGAUAUUUUACAAGGAGUUUUGCAUCCAAGUAUAUCAAUGUGUUGCUCUUACACUUCAUAAUUUGCACUGAUUUAAUUAAAUGAGGUGUUUGGAAGUGCUUUCUCGGUAUUGGUUGGGGGAGUUCUCUAUCUAUGGAUGCUAAGCUAAGCUAAAGCUGUCCUAGUUUUAUUUUCAUUCUCACCAUGAAGGCUAGAGAGUGGUGCACAUGGAUGUAAUUAUGCAUUGCAUAGAGAAGGAAAGAAUUUAAAAUCAGUGCAAAUAUACACAAUUUAAAUCAAUUUAACGAAAAAUACACAUUGCAGUACCCUUCUUGACCAGCAGAUUGUGCUAUCUGCUGUUAGCCUCUGUUGUUUGACAUCAAUAGCUUGGGUCGAGAGGUGUGGAGUAAGAAAUUAUUAUGAAUUGACCUCAGUCUUUUUUAAAAAGUCCUGAUAAAGUCAUCUUGUUGACGCUGUAUCAGGAAACGGACAGCAUUGCAAGUUGAGCACAUCUUUACAUCCUUGGUGCUCAACUUCUUGUCUAAUUUUUGCAGCUUUCUAAAGUGUCAGAAUCUACUUUGAGGCAAUGGUUACCACUCUUCUGGAUUCUGCUGUUACAGUGUGUAAACAAACUGAAUAGCUUAAUUAAUUAUGAGAGUGCCGGUACAGUUUUGCUGCUCGAAUAGCUCAGGACAUCACUGUUAGAGUGUUAUAAUGUUGAGGUGUUUUCGGUCCACUGGGUGUUAUUAUUUUUUUUUCUUCUGUUUUUGAAUAUUUGCCCACUUGGGGUUUGGAUUGCUAAAGUGAAAGAAGUUGCACUAAGUCUUGAGUAGCAGCCCCAAGUAAAAUGAUUAAAGUGGCCAAAACGCUCUGGUCAGUGUUCAUCAGUGCCUUCCCAGCUGUGACAGAGAUGGGAUUAAAGCAAAGCCAAUACCACAGAGGUACUCAUUUGCUCACUGACACUGUGCGCCGCCGUCAUGCUCGGGACAUUCUCUCUAUGUCUCACAAAGCCUUCAUGUACUGUUACUGUUACCACCAUGAAAAUGCGUCAAUUGAUGUAGUAGGAAAAAAUACAGAUGUUUGUUUUUUAUGUUCCUCCCUCAUCUAAAGAUCCAUGUAGUGAUUUAAUAAGGUUUUAAUGUGUUUGUUUGAACUGUUUUCUAAAGGAGAGGUCAAUAAAAGUGAAUGAACGAUA
Cheilinus undulatus (humphead wrasse) is the source of this 3142-nucleotide messenger RNA. It is a transcript of the gene lamp1b, whose product is annotated as lysosomal associated membrane protein 1b. The coding region runs from base 302 to 1048 and encodes 248 amino acids. Lineage: Eukaryota; Metazoa; Chordata; Actinopteri; Labriformes; Labridae. The record is from RefSeq and is a predicted model, not a curated record. Gene Ontology annotation, cellular component: membrane. The transcript is spliced from 6 exons.